UUAAUUGAGUAAUUAAUCUUUGAUCCUGCAGAAAUAUAAUUUAAUUUGUUGUAGUCGAUUUAGUUUAUUUUAAAAUAAAUACAUGCAGUUUUAAAAUAGUAUGACAUGAUGAUCCUUCGCUGAAAAUCCAGGAUUUCAUACGUAAUAUUUCAUCAUCUCAUGGCAUAAAAGCUCUCUUCCAUAUCAUCACACUCAUUUUAUCGGUACCAAUUGUUCUUACCAUUUGGUAUAGCUCACAUCUUUAAUGCUAUAGUUUUAAUUUUUCAAAUAAGAGUGCGCUUCACAAUAUAUUUAACUCGCAAUUGUUUUUUUGUUUUUCUUUUUUUAUAAACUGACAAAAUAUUAAAAAACGGUGAUAACGAUACAUUAGGAAUAAAUUCCUUAAUUCGUUGUGCUGCAAUUUGUGUCAAAUGGCUUUGAAAUUUGGCAAGUUGGCUCGAAUUCAUAGAGUUGUCUACUACGGCUUAUCACCGUUGGAGCAACGAGCUUGGGCAAAAUCGAUAACACAUGGUCUACCUAAUGUGCUGAACAGAGGAAUACGUUUGCUUCCAACAAUGCUUCCAGGUUUUAUAAUGUCAAUUGUGAUAUAUACGUGGUCAAAUGCAGCACAUGAUCGAUAUACUCGUAAAGAUCCCAAAUUAUACGAGAACGACACAUAAAUGCAGAUUAUGAAUUAAUUAUGUUAUUAAGUUUAACAAUUUUUGUUUUAUGAAUAAGUUUUUCAUUUAAUAAUAUUAUCUGUUUGCAAUUGUUUCUAAAGUUUAAUAAAAGGUAUAAUAGAAAUUAAAUAUCUUUUAUUGCUAUUUUUAUGUAUAGUGUAUAUGUGUAGGUGAUAACUAUAUACAUAUAUAGAUCCGAGACAUGAGUCGUGGAUCAUCGACUGUUUAAGAUAAUCCAGAAUGUUUAAAUUAGUAUAUACAAUUAAUAUUAUAAGACUGUUAUUUUCUUGUUUGUAUUUCGUAUCCAAAAGACAAUGUUAAAAUUUGAUUGUCGAAAAUAUAUGCUUAAUGGUUUUUGUGGUGCAAAAGUAAUUUUUUAAUUUUUUAGAAAGUUUUAAAAUUAUUUGUUUAAUAAAAAACAUAGAGGAAGAUCGCCAAUACCGGAAUAGACCUUGUAAAUAUUUAAUUAAAAAAUUCAAUAAAUUUUCAAAUUUACGUAAG
This is a messenger RNA of Monomorium pharaonis (pharaoh ant), 1160 nucleotides long. RefSeq names its product cytochrome b-c1 complex subunit 8-like. The transcript has 2 exons. Gene Ontology annotation, biological process: mitochondrial electron transport, ubiquinol to cytochrome c. The record is from RefSeq and is a predicted model, not a curated record. Bases 411 to 659 code for a protein of 82 amino acids. NCBI's taxonomy places the organism in Eukaryota, Metazoa, Arthropoda, Insecta, Hymenoptera, Formicidae.